GUGUUAGCCAGGGAACCAAUCAUUUUAGUGUGAGGCCACAAACCACAGAUAAGUGUUCGGGAGGACACACGAAGCUUGCUGACCUGAUUCCCCGCUUAUGCUACAUGCGUCCUAUGGGCCUAUCGCCUAUGGGAGUCCUCUGAGACCAGCUGCUGUGACGUUGACGAAAAGUCCAGCCGCUCUCCUUUUGGUGUGCUGUCCCUGUUGCAACAUGAAUAUCGUAUACCUGAUAGUAGUGCUGCUGCCUGCACUUGUUGUCGGAGACAACCCAUGCUGCUCGUUCCCAUGUCAGAACAUGGGCGUGUGUAUGAGGGAGGGGGGCGGGUACACGUGUGACUGCACCCGGACCGGCUACUACGGACAGAACUGCGAAACACCGGAGUUACUGACAGCGUUGGGAGCCGCAUUGAAGCCCAGCGAUGAGAUGAUUGACCACCUGUUAUUCAACUACAAGUGGCUCUGGCACAUCAUCAACAACACACAAAGCCUGCGAAACUUCCUUAUGAGGUUGCUAUCCAAACUCUCUGUGGGACAAGUAGAUAGCCCCCCUCUGUACCACACCGGCCAUGACUACACGAGCUGGGACACGUACUCGGCCCGGUCCUACUACACCCGCGCGCUGCCUCCCGUCCCCGCCGACUGCCCCACCCCCAUGGGCACCAAGGGCCCCAAGGAGCUCCCCUCCCCCGAGUAUCUCGCCGAGACGUUCUUGGCGCGCAGAACGUUCCUCCCCGACACGAGACGACGCACCAACGUGCUCUUCGGCUUCAUGGCGCAGCACUUCACUCAUCAGUUCUUCAAAACGGACUUCAAGAAAGGACCGGGUCACACCUGGAGCGACCAUGCGGUCGACAUGAGCCAUGUUUACGGGGAGACCACCGAGCGGCAGCACCAACUCCGCAGCUUUCAGGACGGGAAACUGAAGUACCAGCUGGUGGACGGGAUGUUCCCGCUCAGCCUGCAGACGCCCCCUGUACACAUGAUUUAUCCCAAUGUCCCCGAGGACAAGCGAUUCGCCCUCGGGCACGAGUUCUUCGGCCAUCUGCCGGGACUGUUUGUGUGGGCCACGGUCUGGCUGAGGGAGCACAACCGGGUCUGUGACGUCAUGAAGAAGGUCCACCCAGACUGGGACGACGAACGACUCUUCCAGACCGCUAGACUCAUUCUUAUCGGUGAGACUAUCAAAAUCGUCAUUGAAGAGUACGUACAACACCUGGCUGGAAACAACUUCCAGCUGGUCUGGGACCCGGAGCUGCUGUUUGAGGAGAGGUUGCAGUACCAGAACCGCAUAUCUGUAGAGUUUAACCACCUGUACCACUGGCACGUGCUGAUGCCGGACCAUUUCGACAUCAAUGGCACCAUGUACACCAUGGAGGACUACCUGUUCAACAACGACAUAGUCCUCAAACACGGGCUCAACGCCACGGUGGACGCUAUGUCCAGGCAGAUAGCGGGGCGGUUUGGACCAAGGAACAUCGGAGCUGUCAAUCAUCAGGUUGCCGUGGAAACCAUCAAGCAUGAGCGGAAACUGAGGAUGCAGCCGCUGAACGAGUACCGGAAACGGUUCGGCAUGGCUCCAUACAGGACCUUCCUGGAACUUACUGCAGGUGACGCAGAGAUGGCGGCGCAGCUGGAGGAGGCGUACGGAGACAUCGACGCUGUGGAGCUAUACGUCGGCUGGGCGAUGGAGAAUCCGAUGCCGGCGGGCAACGUCCUCAGUGAAAUGUUCGUCCGCAUGGGCAGCACGUUUUCCUUCACGGGCAUGCUGUCCAACCCCAUCUGCUCCCCGGGGUGGUGGAAACCCAGCACGUUUGGAGGGGAGGUGGGCUUCAACUUGCUCAAGACGACCACUCUGAAGGACCUGUUCUGUAGGAACAUGAACGGGCCCUGCGGGCUCGUCUCCUUCUCCGUGCCAGAAGACGUAGAGCCGACCGGGAUGCCUGAAGCUGUGGAGCCGGCCGGACUACCCGAAGCCGAGGAGCCGACCGGGCUUCCGACGGAUGAAGGUGCCUCUCAAGACAAACACACGUCUCAGAACCAAGAACUGUGAAGGGAUACAUGUGUUUGGCCUAGAUAUCAUACUCUGGCUAGAUAUCAUAUUCUUGUACUUUUAAAAGCCGCUUGCUUUUAAAAUGGAGAUAACUCGUAAUUUCAAUAGUCAACUGACAAUGAUUUUAGUUUACAUUUUCUAUGAUUUUCAUCUUAUAUAUGAAUAUUCGAUACCUUUCACUAAACACAUUGGUAUGAGAGGAGGAACGACUUCGAGAACCAAUAGAAGCGAAGUUUGUCAGAAGUAUGAAUACACAUAGUACAGGUUACCAAUAAGAUAUGUUAUAUUUCACACACAUGCAUGUGUUUCAUUUCACUACACUAGUACUUACUCUCUUCCUUCUACAUAAUAGAGCUGUUACAAUUUCCUUUGUCUAAACAAAUAAAGUCUCUUUAAAAAGCA
Branchiostoma floridae (Florida lancelet) is the source of this 2452-nucleotide messenger RNA. RefSeq names its product prostaglandin G/H synthase 2-like. The record is from RefSeq and is a predicted model, not a curated record. Lineage: Eukaryota; Metazoa; Chordata; Leptocardii; Amphioxiformes; Branchiostomatidae. Gene Ontology annotation, cellular component: cytoplasm; neuron projection. Gene Ontology annotation, biological process: response to oxidative stress; cyclooxygenase pathway. Gene Ontology annotation, molecular function: prostaglandin-endoperoxide synthase activity; peroxidase activity; heme binding.